Lacerta agilis (Sand lizard) is the source of this 1205-nucleotide messenger RNA. RefSeq names its product zinc finger protein 518B-like. The record is from RefSeq and is a predicted model, not a curated record. NCBI's taxonomy places the organism in Eukaryota, Metazoa, Chordata, Lepidosauria, Squamata, Lacertidae. Gene Ontology annotation, molecular function: DNA-binding transcription factor activity, RNA polymerase II-specific; RNA polymerase II transcription regulatory region sequence-specific DNA binding. Gene Ontology annotation, cellular component: nucleus. Gene Ontology annotation, biological process: regulation of transcription by RNA polymerase II.
AUGAUGAAAACUGCAAUUUUGUAUAAGGAAGCUGAGGAAAGUGAAUUCUAUCCAAUAAGUUGUAUUAAGUGUGGAUGUGUGCAAGACAUUUUGGCAUUACAGUUGCAUCAGCAGAAAUGCCAAGGUAUUGAAGAUGACUACAAGUGCCUGUUGAGUAUGCUGUCCAAUCUCAAUUUCAGAUUGCGCCUGCAGUUGCAUUGGAUACUGAAGCCCAAGAGAAAAUGUCCUUGAGUAAGCCUCUAAGAGCCUUCAAAGUAAAAAACUUUAAGCCAGACAAAUAUUAUUGUGACAAAUGCCGAUUUUCCACAAAGGAUCUCUUACAACAUAAGAAACACGUAGCUCAACAUGAAAAGAUCAAAUUUAUUUGUUCCCAGUGCGAUUGGGUGUCUUACACCAAAGGGGAAUUCCAAAGGCAUUUAGUGAAACAUACCGGAAGAUUUCCAUACCAGUGCAAAUACUGUGACUAUGGUGCCGUUAGGCAUGAUUAUAUUGUCAAACACACGAAAAGAUUGCACGCAGCUGAGAAGCAAGAAAUGAUUUCAGUUGCAAAAGUUGAUCAAAAACGAAAUUGUUCACCAGAGCAUAAUUUGGAGUGGAAGAAACAUGCCCUGGAAGAUUCCUGCAGUUCACACCUUCAGGUUUAUCAGAUUUGUGGGAUUAAAGAUGAAAUACCUGAAAUUGAUUCAUCAUCAGUUUAUGAUGAAUGUAGUCAAAUUACAGCCUGCAUACAAGAUGAAAAUUUAUAUAAACUAUCUGAUGUCAGAAUCCAUAAAAAUGAAGAUGCAUUGAUGGAAGUUGACGUUUAUUCUCCAAAAAGGGGGCCUAUAAGACCUGGAAUGCCAUUAACAGUGGUUGCACCCACCAAAUUUUGUGUUCCACAUAAUUGUUUGGCACAAAUAGUAGAAAUUAAAAGAAAUAAUGGCACACAGCAGCUGAUUCUUAAACUCAUUCCUCCGAAAGGAACUACCUCUGAAGCUAUGAAAUCUGAAAAAGAAGAAUCUGGAAACCAGCGUGAAGAAGAAAAAACAAUAAAUAACUGUGUGCCCCCAACUCUUGAGUCCUGUGCUUUAGAUAAUGAGAAUGACAAGAACUCUAUGCAUUCUGCCGGUUCUGCUACUUUGAACUGCAACUUGAUAAACACCCAGGAGGAAAAUGCUAUUUGCGAGAGAAAACACACAGAGAAUAUGAUCUUAUACCGCCUUUAG